This is a messenger RNA of Cinara cedri, 4219 nucleotides long. The record is from the annotation of a GenBank genome assembly. NCBI's taxonomy places the organism in Eukaryota, Metazoa, Arthropoda, Insecta, Hemiptera, Aphididae.
GUUGUCGAUAAUUGUUUCGCGGUGCGGUCUAUACAUAUACACACUUGAGUUUUUCAUCACAAGUAUAGUCACUCAUCUCCUGUUGUACACGAAUAACGCGAAUAAACAAACCGCUGCUGGUUUGUUUAACCACAAAAACCUUAUAUAGUGAACUAAUUUUUUAACUGUUCGGCGGCUAAAAUUCGACGUGUUCGAAACUAUGGGUUUUCUAAACAUAAACAAAAAAUAUUUGCCCUUAAAGACGCAUUAUUUUCUUUUUGACGCCGGUGAGUUUUUCCUGCACUGACUUCACCAAAACUUUUUUCCGCACCGUGCAUUAAGUUAACAUUUUGUAUUAUUUUUAUGCCCUCCCCCCCACUCUGAUUUUCCAGGAAACUCUCCGAUCAUUCCGUUCUUGUCGACGAUAGCCAAACAGCGAGGGUACUCGCCUCUCAUUGUUGGUGACAUAUUCACGUUCCUGUUGCUGUUGAACGUGGUGGUCAAACCGUUGACCGGGUUCGUCACCGACAAAUACAAAUGUCGGAAGACGAUAUUUCUGGGCUCAUUACUGCUCAAUGCGUUCCUGACGGGCGGCAUGUAUCUGAUACCGGGGGCCACGUCGUUGACGGGCGAAAUCCCGGAUGGUGAAGUUCUCAAUACCGGGGUGUUUUGGCUGUUUGACAUGGUGAUCACACUCCGGAUGGUGCUGUUCAUGAUGGCAGAGGUGCUCCAGGAGACCAUCACCAUGACAAUCGUCGGUAAAGAAAAAAAAAAACUAUUCGUUUUGUUAUGAUUAUUAUAUGCCCAAAGUUCGUUUGAGAAAGAACAAAACUCACUUGUUUUCGCUAUUUCCCCCUAGACGGAGAUGUCGUAUUGUUUGGCGCGCAGCGGCUAUGGGGAGCCGUCGGCUGGGGUUUAACAUCACUCGUUGCGGGAACCAUGAUCGAUUGGUACAGUAGAACGAAAGAACACAAGGACUACCUGCCGGGAUAUUUGCUCUCGAUGACAUCACUUAUGUUGGAUUUCGCUGUUGCGUGCAGAUUAAAGGUAUACACACCUUACUAUAGAAGUGGGAAAUCUAUGGUAAUCGUAAUCGUAACCUUUCAAUAGUAAAAUAGAAGACGUUUCCAGAUAAAAGAUAAACGAAUAUCGAUUUUCGUCUAUAAUCGCUCGAAUACCCGGAUAAAUACAAAUUCAAAAAUGGCUCUUUUUUGUUGUUUCUAUAAACAAUAAUAUUAUUAUUUUUAUUUCAAGAGUACCGAACUGAAAUUUAUUUUUGGAAUUUCGGGUCUGAAUAUCGUGUAGAUGAUAAUAUUUUCUUUAUUAUACCUAUCGGUUUCGUUAAUCGUUGGCAACUAUAUAGGUACCCGAGAGCGAUGCACCAACCAGAAAUAUUUUUGGAGACGUAAAAAAGGUGAUGAACGCCAAGAUGGGCAUGUUUCUCGUGUGGGCGAUGGCCGGCGGCAUUUUCACGGCGUACAUUUGGUAUUAUUUCAUCUGGUGAGCAUAAUAUUGUAUUACAAUAAAAAAUACGCGUGUUUACCAGCAAAGACCGCACAAAACUGAUAACAAUAUAUCAUAAUAAUUAUUGUGCCGACUCACUUGAACGAGUAUGACGCCACGACCGAUAAACGACUCAUCCAGAUUGCGCCUACUUAUUGCUAUAAUCGCACACGUAAUACGAAUCGAAAAAAAAAUUUGAUUAAAAAAAUUAUAAACUUCGGACUUAAUGGGUUAAAUAAUAAAUAUUAUGGCCAUACGCUUUGAUCGAAUAUAAAGUGAUCGGCACCGAUCUAUUUAUUUAUUUACGUUCACUGUACAGAGCACGGUUUUGGAAGAAACGGUCCAAUGACUAUAGUUUUUAUUCGUUUUCCGGUUUUUGUGGCAGUUUUAGUUCAAAUUCCACUUAAAAUGGUUGCAGGCUAUACGUAUUUAAGGUUAUGACUUAAUAAUAUCAUUGAUUAUAAAUAUUAAUAUUUACUAAUAUUUAAAUACUAGUAAGUAUUUAUAAUCAAUGGUAAUACGAAUAAUAAAUUGAUAAACAAAAUCUCACCAGAAAUAUGAUUUAAAUUGAAAUCUGUAUGAUUACAAUAUAACAUCUAAUAAGUUAUAUCUUGCAGUGCGUAUAACGAAUAACAUUAUGAUUAAAUUUGUCUCAACAAGCAUUUUAUAGGCAGUCGGGUGAGUGUCGUCAGACCUUAUCUUCCGAAACCGUAAUACGGACCAUCAACAUCAUGAUAACAAUAAAAUAUACCUACUCAUAAAUAAAUACUUAACCGUGAGCUCUCCGAACUUAAAACCAAUCAAACAAUUAAUGUUAUUAAUGUUACUGAUAAUAUCUCUCGUGUCUGAAUACUGUUUACUCAAACAAGUAACACGUAUCGGUGAAUAGGCGGAUAAAUGUUCGCGUCAAAACCUUACGAAAGCCUAUACAAAUUACCAAAAGUUAAGGUUAUUAUUACUAUUAUCAACAAUAGAAACAAUAAAAAGAUUCAAUACUGAAUCACUGGAUCAUGCAUUUUUAAACAACAUCGUGUAAAACGUAACACAAAUUUGAUAUUAACAGGUAUGUCGAUGAUUUGGGAACGAUUUAUCAUCCAGAACGCAAGUCGAUUUUACAUUCGAUCCAAGGAUUUUCUCUCACGAUCGAAUGUUUGCUAGGAGAAGUUCCGUUUUUCUAUUUAUCAGGUGAGUUUCAGUUUCGUUAUACCGCAUUACCAAUACAGUCAAGUUGAAAUACACUGCUGCAAAAACUACAAUAUAAUAUAAUAUUUCUUAUAUUAUAAUUUAUUAUUUAUAAUGUAUAGGACACGUUAUCAAUAGGACGGGCCACAUGACCGCGUUUUCGAUAUCGUUUGCUAUGUACGCAUUGAGGUUUCUCCUAUACUCAGUCAUUCGAGACCCGUUAUGGGUACUGCCGGUGGAACUAAUGAACGGCAUCACGUUUGGGCUAAGCUAUAUGGCCGGUAUUUCAUAUUCCGCAAAAAUUGCCCCGAACGGCACUGAAGGCACUGUCCAAGGGUUAUUUUCUAUGGCGUUCCAUGGAUUCGGUCCGUAUCAUUAUACACAGGAUGUUUCACGAAGAUACACCAAUUGAAAUAUCUCCAGAGAUAAUAAAGAUAAUCAAAUUUUGUUUUGUUUUUUUUUUUAAUAUUACUCAUAGGGAUUACAAAAUAUUUAUAUUGCAAUUCAUUUUUUAUGGUUUGAUAAUAAAAAAUUAAAAAAAUAAUUUUUGAAAAAUUUGAAGAUAGCCAUUUUAUAAAGUUUAUUUUUCUGAAAAAAACAAUUUGAUUAUCUUUAUUAUCUCCGGAGAUAUUUCAACGAGUAUAUAUUCGUGGGAGACUGUAUUUUAUAAUGUUUUAUGUUUAUUGGAAAUAAUAUCGAAUCCAGUCCCACCAAAUCCAUUUUUGAGCUGCAGUAGUAGUAUUUCAACAAUGUUAGAUUAUAUGAACGGAUACGGUAUUUGAGAUUUAAUUGGUAGGUGAAAUAGGAAAAAAUAAGAUAUAUUACACACUGAUGGAAUAGAUCUGCAGUUUUAAAUCAACCGAAACAGGAAGAUCCUCUUGAACUGCGCCAUCUGAAGAUAUUGGUCCGUUGGUUAAAGGCGAAGAGAGAAAGGAAGACGAAGAAAAAUAAGGCAUUGAAACUGUAUCGAUCGUCAUAUCGAAUCCGUGGUCAUUGCGCACUAUUUAUAUUAAAAACCCCCUGUUUAAAGGCAAACGUCUUAAAGUGAUUUGGAACUUGAUUCGAUAUAAUCCAUAAUACUGUAUUAUUCGCAUGUAAGUAUUUUGCGUUGUAGAAACAUAUCGGAUUUUCUUUCUGUCCCACAGGCAGUUCACUGGGCUCGACGAUAGCCGGUUACACGUUUAGUUAUCUGGGCAGCGUGAUGGCGUUUAGGUUCAUCGGUUUAGUUGCCCUGGCUACGUGCAUCGUCCAAGUAACCGUCAAUCAUUUUAUGAAACGGAACUCGAUAACGACUAUAUAAGAACCACGUUUCAAUACAAUAUAGAAGCAAUAAGACAAUUAAUUUUGAAAAAUAUACAUUCUUAGGAAAUAUUGUAAAAUAGUACCUAAAUAAAAAUAAAUUGUUCGUACUCGUGUUAUUGCUCGGGUCACGGCGCGUGCCAAAGUCGCGUAAACCGGUUCACGUCUUGGCUACACCAUAUCGUUUUUUCCAAAAUGAUUGUGCAAAUCAUAAUCUGUGUGUUAUACCUAAUUAUUAAAAUUAUUAUUGUUGGUU